UUGGAAACUUGGAAAGGGAAUGGGAUAGACAAAGGGGGGAGGGGGAGAGAGAUAGGGGAAGGGUUGGUGGAAUCUUCUUCUUUCCCUCAGUUUUCUCUCUUUUGCAGCUCCAAAACGAAGGAGGAAAAAGACGUAAAAUUCUGUUUGCUGAGCAUUUGGUGACUGAAGAAAUAAACAAAGAAGGAGAGAUGGAGGACGCAAUUCGAGCAAGGUAUUGGUGCCACAUGUGUUCUCAAAUGGUGAAUCCCAUCAUGGAAAUAGAAAUGAAAUGCCCCUUUUGCCAAAACGGAUUUAUAGAGGAAAUGAAUGGCACUACAAGGGAUAAUCAAGACGCUGACUCUGAUUUUGGAUCCGAUCGAGCACUCUCCCUCUGGGCUCCGAUCUUGCUUGGCAUGAUGAACAAUCCCCGUCGUCGUAGAAGAUUAAGACGACUAGACUUUGAUGAAGAUGAUGAUGAUGACAAUGACAAUGAUGAUGGUGAGACUCGCCAGGGCAGAGACACUGAAUUGGACAGAGAACUUGAAUCAAUCAUCCGAAGGAGGAGGAGAAGCUCAGCUUCUUUUCUACAGCUGCUUCAAGGCAUUCGAGCUGGCUUGGCAUCUGAAUCUGAGAAUUCUGAGGGUGAUAGGGAUAGGGAUAGAGGGAGAGAAAGAGAACGGGAGAGGGAGCGUGUAAUUCUUAUCAAUCCUUUCAAUCAAACCAUCAUUGUUCAGGGAUCUUACGAUUCAAAUCAGGGUCAAAUCAACAAUCACACCCCUAUCAGUUCAUUAGGCGAUUAUUUCAUUGGGCCUGGUUUGGAUUUGUUGCUGCAACAUUUGGCAGAGAAUGAUCCUAAUAGGCAUGGGACUCCGCCAGCACAAAAGGAGGCAGUGGAAGCGCUGCCCGCUGUGACAAUCAAGGAGAAUAUGCAGUGUUCAGUGUGCUUGGAUGAUUUUGAGGUUGGUGUAGAAGCCAAAGAGAUGCCAUGUAAGCAUAAGUUUCAUAGCGGGUGUAUUCUGCCAUGGUUGGAGCUUCAUAGUUCCUGUCCGGUUUGCAGGUUCCAGUUGCCUGCUGAUGAAUCAAAGCGUGAGUCAGAUAUUUCCAGGAACAGCAGUAACUCGAGGGAGAGUGAAGAGAUUGGCGAUGUUGGUGGUGGUGGUGGUGGUGGGGAAGAGGGAGAUGGGGAUGGGAGGAACCGAAACGGGAGAAGGUUUUCAAUUCCGUGGCCUUUCAGUAGUCUGUUUUCUCACUCAGGAUCUCAGUCGGGUGGCAGUGGGGGAAAUUCAUCGUCAGCAGGAGCGAAUGCAACUGGAAGUGGAAGUGCUUCUCAAACAGAAGAGAAUUGAGUAUAUUUUUCAAUUAUUUAAGUUGGUAUAUGAUGUUCUUGUCCGUUACGUGGCUUCAAUCGUUUUCUACGCUGCUGGUGUACAUAGUAUCUUACUUGAAUGUGAAUCAUGGAAUGUUCAAAUUGGGUUUUUUGUUUGUUAGUUUGUUAGAAGGAUCGUCGUUUGUAGAUGUUUUGGCCUCCUACCCAGUACGACAAGAACUACUCAUGUUGCUAUAUAUACAUGAUAUGUGAGUGAAUUGCUUUCUCAA
This is a messenger RNA of Pyrus x bretschneideri (Chinese white pear), 1575 nucleotides long. Its product is annotated as E3 ubiquitin-protein ligase SIRP1. Gene Ontology annotation, biological process: protein ubiquitination. Gene Ontology annotation, cellular component: cytoplasm. The record is from RefSeq and is a predicted model, not a curated record. NCBI's taxonomy places the organism in Eukaryota, Viridiplantae, Streptophyta, Magnoliopsida, Rosales, Rosaceae. The transcript has 2 exons. The coding region runs from base 189 to 1325 and encodes 378 amino acids. Gene Ontology annotation, molecular function: ubiquitin protein ligase activity.